CAUGCGCAGCACCCGCCACCGCAGCACACCAUCUCUUUUCUUUGUCAUUUCUUUUUGAAUUGUGCCGUCAUCCACAAUCGCCCAUACCGAAGCCAUAAUGUCUAUUUGGGACGCUUUCACAGGCAAAAAAUCAUCGAGGCAACAGGCUGAACCCACUCCGAACACCUCAACCUCACAAUCCACAUCAUCCUCCAGCACCUACCUCCCUACAACUUACAAUCCGGCCUCGGCGACCGAUGUGUCAUCAUUCCUUGGUAGCGCCUCUCUUCCAGAUGCCAGCCAACUCCAUCCCUUGGCAGGCCUCAACCAGCAGACAUUAGACUACCUGUCACUUGACGAGUCACAACUCUCAGAUCUGCCUGGUGGAAGAUCGAUAUUACCCUCGCGUGGCUGGUCAGAUGAUCUGUGUUACGGAACCGGCGUCACAUACCUCACUGCAUUGACAAUAGGAGGAACAUGGGGUUUGAUUGAAGGUUUAAAUCGAGUUCCGGCCUCAGCCCCUCCCAAGCUGAGGUUGAACGGUGUAUUGAACAGCAUCACACGUCGCGGGCCCUUCCUGGGCAAUUCAGCUGGUGUGGUUGCCAUGGUAUACAACGGUUUCAACUCGACAAUCGGAUAUUACCGAGGGAAGCAUGAUGCGGCAAACAGUAUUGUGGCCGGCGCAUUAAGUGGCAUGCUUUUCAAGAGUACCAGAGGGUUGAAGCCAAUGGCCAUCUCUGGCGGAAUUGUUGCCUCUAUUGCAGGCGCUUGGGCGUUGACUCGAAAAGUCCUGUUCGAACCUCCCGAACAACAAGAGAUUAUUGGAACUGCUGCCGCCCCGGCGCACCUUUAAAUUCACUCGAGUCUCCCCAGUCCUACGACUUUGCUUCGCAGAGUCCAUCUUCAACUUCGAGCCAAUCUCGAUCGUGUACAAAACUUUACCAGCACCACUUCGUUUGUGCGUUGCUAGACAUCUUCUACCAUCAGAAUCCGGCCUUUUCGCCGCAAUGACCCUCUACUCUAGGAUGUGAUUAGCAUAGCGGGAUUCCAGAUUUGUUCGAAAGGCGUUGUCGGGGCGUGGCACCGUAUACCACACGGGAACUUCGGGCCUGACAUUGGAAACAAGACUCCGUGGGGGCAGUCUGUUCCAGAGUGUGUCCCAUCAGUACGAUGAUUGCGUCGAAUCAGGCGCAUAAUUCAAGUCUGAUGACGAGAACUCUCCUCAUUUGGACGGCAAGCGUUAUAUUUUUGGCUUUCGCUGUUACGUCUGCCACAGAUUAUCAGUAUAUACGAGGAAGCAGAGUUUGACCGGUCCGUUCCUUUUAGCCAGUGAAAACGCCCAAUAUGAAUACUGUACACUGUGUCACAUAGA
Messenger RNA from Exophiala mesophila, 1351 nucleotides. RefSeq lists its product as uncharacterized. Gene Ontology annotation, cellular component: TIM23 mitochondrial import inner membrane translocase complex; mitochondrial inner membrane. The record is from RefSeq and is a predicted model, not a curated record. The coding region runs from base 98 to 832 and encodes 244 amino acids. Gene Ontology annotation, biological process: protein import into mitochondrial matrix. Gene Ontology annotation, molecular function: transmembrane protein transporter activity. The transcript has 2 exons. NCBI's taxonomy places the organism in Eukaryota, Fungi, Ascomycota, Eurotiomycetes, Chaetothyriales, Herpotrichiellaceae.